AUGACGGUCAAGAAUAAGACAGAGGAGCCGAAAAAGGAAAAAGUGGAACCAACACCCGCUCCAAAUGAUGACUUGUCUGAAGAAGAUAAACGUCUCCAGGAAGAGCUCAAUAUGCUGGUUGAAAAAUUAGUGGGUAACGAUGUUGAGCUAUAUUUGCCUGCAUUGCAAAUGCUAAGCAAUCUCAUAAGAACGUCUACAACUUCAAUGACAUCUGUCCCAAAGCCUCUGAAAUUUUUGAGAGAGCAUUAUCCUGCAUUAAAACAAGUGUAUGAGAAAAUUCAAGAUGAAAAGACAAAGAAGUAUUGUGCUGAUGUUGUGUCCGUCCUUGCUAUGGGUGUCAGUGGUGCUCCAGAUGCUGCAGAAAAACGAGAGUGCCUCAAGUAUUGUAUGCUGGGAACACUUUCAAAUGUUGGUGAAUGGGGUCAUGAAUAUGUAAGGCAACUUGAGGGUGAGAUUGCCGAAGAGUGGAACUUAGACAAUAUGAACAGCCUGAUGCCGUUAGUAUGUGAUGUAGUAGCAUUUGAUAUGAAGCACUCGGCCGAGAUCCAGGCCUGCGAUUUGUUGAUGGAGAUUGAUCAGUUGGACAUCCUCUCACAACACAUGGACCAGAGCAACUAUCCUCGUGUUUGUCUAUAUUUGAUUGGUUGCGCCAGUUAUGUAGUGGAGCCGGAAUCCACACAAAUAUUGCAAGGUGUUCUCGACACUUACUUGAGAUUUGGUGAAUAUCCUCGUGCCUUGUUGGUGGCUAUGCAACUUCACAACAAGAGUAAAUGUGAAGAAGUUUUUAAUGCUUGUAAUGAUCCGUUAAUUAAAAAACAACUCUGCUAUAUGUUGGCUCGUCAGUAUGUACCACUGGAAUUGGAGGAUGAAGAUCUUCGAACCAUAUUGUUGAAUGCACAUAUAAAUGACCAUUUUCUUAGCUUAGCUAGAGAGCUUGAUAUAAUGGAGCCUAAAACACCAGAAGAGGUUUAUAAAACCUGGCUCGAGUCAGCGGGCUCGGCCCUACGUCCUUCACUGCUAGCUGAACACCCAGUUGACUCAGCGAGACAGAACCUUUCAGCAACCUUUGUGAAUGCAUUUGUGAAUGCAGGGUUCGGAAGAGAUAAACUGGUUACCACUGAGGAUGGAAAUAAAUGGAUGUACAAGAAUAAGGAUCAUGGUAUGUUAUCAGCAGCAGCUUCGCUCGGUAUGAUUCAUCUAUGGGAUGUCGAUGGUGGUCUAACUCCCAUAGACAAGUAUCUCUAUACAUCUGAAGAACACAUCAAGGCUGGCGCGCUUUUGGCCCUAGGACUAGUGAAUUGUGGGGUUCGUAAUGAAUGCGACCCUGCAUUAGCUCUGCUGUCCGAUUAUGUUCUGCAUUCAAGCGCUAAUCUCAGAAUUGGCAGUAUUUUAGGUCUUGGCAUAGCGUACGCGGGUACUCAGCGUGAGGAUGUUCUGUCUCACCUACUGCCAGCGCUCGCUGAUACCUCAGCUCCUCCUGAGAUAUGCGCCCUGGCCGCUGUUGCGUGUGGACUCAUCGCCGUUGGAUCAUGCAAUGGAGACGUCACAUGUGCUAUUAUCCAGAGACUGAUAGAUGACAACAAAGAUUUACAUUCUUCAACAUAUGCCAGGUUCCUACACUUAGGUCUAGGAUUAUGUUUCUUAGGAUGCAAGGAGCGUACCGAGGCCACCAUGGCAGCCCUAGAGGUUCUUCCCGAGCCUCAACAGUCUCUAUGCCAGACUACACUAUCAAUGUGUGCAUACGCUGGCACCGGAGAUGUUCUGGUUGUACAACAGAUGCUGCACAUAUGCUCCAAGCAUUAUGAUACAGAUAAUGAACAAUCGUCUGCUGAAGACACAGCAUUUAAGAAGCAAGAGAAAAAGGAAUCUAAGGAAGGGAGCAGCGGCAGUGGAAGUUCGUCCAGUGGAUCAAAGGAUGAUAAGAACAAAAGCAAAUCAAAGGACAGUAAGAGCAAGGACAAGGAAAAGGAAAAAGAAAAGGAAGCAAACAAGGAGUUGUCUUCAGUACAAGCUGUGGCUACACUCGGAGUAGCUGUUAUAGCACUGGCCGAGGAAACUGGAGCUGAAAUGUGUACACGGAUCUUUGGACAGCUUGGUCGUUAUGGCGAGCCGGCAGUCCGUCGCGCGGUGCCUCUUGCGAUCGCUCUUUGUUCAGUCUCAAACCCUCAACUAUCAGUCAUCGAUGUACUUAACAAGUACUCACACGACGCCGACAACGACGUCGCUUACAACGCCAUAUUCGCCAUGGGACUCGUCGGCGCUGGGACAAAUAACGCCAGACUGGCGACUAUGCUGCGUGCGUUGGCGUUAUACCACGGCAAGUCCCCGGUUCAUUUGUUCAUGGUGCGUCUGGCUCAAGGACUGUGUCACGCUGGUAAGGGCACGGUCACACUAUGCCCGGCACACUCGGACAGACGACUACUGAACCAGCCAGCGCUCGCCGGACUGCUUGUUGUACUCACAGCCUUUCUUGACUGCAAGAACAUAAUCCUUGGUAAAUCUCACUACCUCCUGUAUGUAUUGGCGACAGCGAUGCAACCACGUUGGUUGGUCACUUUAGAUGAAAACCUACAGCCUUUAAACGUCAGCGUUCGUGUUGGACAGGCUGUCGAUGUUAUUGGUAAGGCUGGUACACCGAAAACCAUCGCUGGUUCACACACACAUACAACACCCGUGCUGCUAUCUUUUGGUGAACGUGCAGAGUUAGCUACUGACGAAUAUAUACCACUAUCACCGGUUAUGGAAGGAUUCGUCAUUCUCAAGAAAAAUGAGGACAGUGUCAUGGCAUCUGUCCAAUGA
Danaus chrysippus (African queen) is the source of this 2799-nucleotide messenger RNA. Lineage: Eukaryota; Metazoa; Arthropoda; Insecta; Lepidoptera; Nymphalidae. The record is from the annotation of a GenBank genome assembly.